UAUUUCCAAUUAAAAGCAGCCGACACGUGACGAGAGUUAUUGAUAAUGACGACGCUCCGACAACGCUCACGGAGGGGCGUUUGAUUCCCCUGUCGGAGAUUACGAGGGCUGUCCCGACUCACACUAUCGCUAACAUGCUCUAGACUUUCUCUGAUCGACAGCAUCUGUGCGAGGUUUUUUUUUAAUGCCUCUCAGCCUCACAUGUCCAUUUUGUACACAAAGAAAAGUGGCAGUCGUCUUUGAACAUAUAGUAGAGCCUUUUUUGUACAGAAGAGCGACUGAACGCCUAUGUACCACACAAAGGAAGUUGUUUAGUGGGUCCUUUUGGGUCAUCGUUUCAUCACCAUGCCAGAACAAACUAUCGCCAUUCCAGACCAGGCCUUCAUCACCUAUUCUUUUAAGUUCAUAGAAAAGCAACCCGUGCCAAGAAAAUCACAGAAAAUAGAAGAAAAUAGAAAUUAUGAUCAUUCUUCAACCGAAUACAACGAAUAUGACGUUAAAUUUGAUCCCCCGGAAUUGUCAAGAUUAACAAUGGCGACAGGUCCCCCUAACUACAAAAUUAUUCUCUGUGGCGAAUACGGUGUCGGGAAAAGUUCCAUCUUCAGACGGUUCAUGAAUGAUACCUUUACACUAGAAACCGGGAAAAAGUCCACUAUAGGACUGGACCAAAGCUCCAGGGGGUUUAAUGUCAGUGGAACGGACGUCAAGUUAACUCUUUGGGACACUGGUGGAAUGGAACGAAUGAGCUUCAUUGGCUCCAGUUAUUAUAGAGGUGCGCAUGCAGCCUUGUUGUGUUACAGUAUUAAGAACCGAGAGACAUUUACAAUUCUUUCACAGUACAUAUUAGACAUUGUCAUGAAUGCCGAGGGUGCCAAAAUUUUCCUCUGUGGCAACAUGGCUGAUUGUGAUGGCGAGGAUCAAGUGACUGAUGCUGACAUUGAGAGUUUCGAACGCGAGUGUGGUGACGUUUUAUCCGGAAUGUACAAAAUAUCCUGCAAAGACAACUCGGGGGUAUUCGAAAUGUUCAAAGACAUGGCUAGAGUUCUUCAUCAGGAGGCUUUAGGUAAAAUGACCUUGAGACGGGAAUUAAAUGUGAUUCGCCCAGGGGAAUCACCGGAAAAUGACGAAUCUCAGAAGAAAAAAUGCUGUUGAAUGAUUGUGUAAAAUAUUAGUAUGUUGGUCGCCAUUUGUGUAGAUAAAUCGUGUGUAUAAACAUUAUUUAGAAGAUACUGGUGUAAUCUGUGUACAUCGAAUAACUACAUGGGUUGAAAAUAUUCUUAUUUGUUUCAAUUUUCAAUGCAUGCAUGUAGGUGUCCUUAUUUUAUCAGAUAUUGAAGUAUUUAAUUUGUAUCUGAAUAUCCCGACAUUCUCACGUCGAUAUGUACAUACCAAUUUUGAUACACCACAGAAGAGAACGCUGGUUAUUCAUUGAUAUAUUCAUGCGGAUCCAGGAAUGGGGGCAGGGACCCCCUCAGGAAUGAGAAACAUGUAAAUUUGUAUUUUUUGCAGUUUAUAUAGUUUGCAGGUAUGGACCCUUUGUAAUUGUAGGGUGUACGAUUUGCAGUUUUUGUAUAGUUAGCAGGUAUGAACCCCCUCUCAGAAAAAAAAAUCUGGAUCCGCCCAUACCAUUUAUGCACUUUGAUAACCUCAGUGAAAAUAAAAUAUGACGGUUGAUCAGCUUGCUGAAUAUAAUUCAUUUUAUUGAAUAUGCGAUUUAACUAUUAUGUUUCUCAUUUGUGUUAUUAUCAUUGACCAGUACUGGGUCCAUUAUUGAACAUUCAUCCUUUUACAUCUUGUCCUAUAAUUCGGCUAAUAGAAAUAUUUGCGUGUCCACGUGAAUGGUUAUUUAUGCCAACUACAACAUUUUCAUAUUAUUUUACUACCUUUUUUGUAUACUUAUUUCAAACUUAAUGCAAUCCCUUACUUUCAAUUUUAAAACGAAAGUGCCUUGAUCAAAUAUACUCAAAAUUAUAGAUACAUGAACAAGUCUUCCUUUUUAAAUGCAUCAUUGUAUGUAAACAUGCAUGUUAUGAUCAGUAUUUCUGUUGUUGUAAAAUAUUGUUUCUAAACUGGAUAAAUAAAUGAUCGUGAACUUCUUAAACCAUC
Messenger RNA from Ostrea edulis (European flat oyster), 2106 nucleotides. RefSeq names its product ras-related protein Rab-35-like. Bases 346 to 1152 code for a protein of 268 amino acids. The transcript is spliced from 5 exons. The record is from RefSeq and is a predicted model, not a curated record. Gene Ontology annotation, molecular function: GTP binding; GTPase activity. NCBI's taxonomy places the organism in Eukaryota, Metazoa, Mollusca, Bivalvia, Ostreida, Ostreidae.